Neltuma alba is the source of this 555-nucleotide messenger RNA. Its product is annotated as thioredoxin H4-1-like. Bases 8 to 478 code for a protein of 156 amino acids. The record is from RefSeq and is a predicted model, not a curated record. The transcript is spliced from 4 exons. NCBI's taxonomy places the organism in Eukaryota, Viridiplantae, Streptophyta, Magnoliopsida, Fabales, Fabaceae.
AUGCUCAAUGGGCUGUUGUUCACUUAAACUAUCAAAGCCCAGUUGUGUAUGCUCAAUCGGCUGUUUUUGGCCUCAGUUCUGUGGAAGUAAUAGUGAGGAUCAGAGUUCUGAUAGACUGUACCAUACUUCCAGGAAUGUGCACCACAUAACUAGCAUUCAGAGUUGGGAAACAAAUCUACUACGAGCCAACCAGGAGGGACAGAUUGUUGUGGCAAACUUUACGGCAUCUUGGUCUAAUCCCUGUAAAGAUAUUGCACCUACCUAUGCUGAGCUGGCCGACAAGUAUUCGAGCCUUUUGUUUCUGACAGUAGAUGCUGAUGGGCUUGCUGAGUUGAGUAGUUCAUGGGAUAUCAAAGCACUUCCAACAUUCUAUUUUCUGAAAGAUGGACGACAAGUAGAGAAGCUUGUUGGGGCCAACAAGUCAGAGCUACAUAAGAAGACAGCCACGAUGGCUAUGUUAUCUAAGGCUCCUCAUUGAGUCCCACCAACGUAUCUUCCACUGGCUGCAUCAGCAUUAUUGCUACAAAUAUGUAUAAAUCAGUUCUAUUGGAGAGC